AUGACUAAGAGAAAAUCGCGUAAGAGAAAGCAGAUUCAGCAUGGUGGCACACUUGAGUAUGGCCCAGCAGCAUCGCGGGAGCUCAGUCAACUGUUCAGCGCUGUGGGAACUGCAGCAAAACUAGACACAACGCACGAACGUGCUAGGAGGGUGCAGAAACAUCUUCUAAAUCUAAUGUAA
Molecule: messenger RNA, 180 nt
Organism: Didymella exigua CBS 183.55
Lineage: Eukaryota; Fungi; Ascomycota; Dothideomycetes; Pleosporales; Didymellaceae
Exons: 2
Coding region: 1-180 (59 amino acids)
Source: RefSeq, a predicted model, not a curated record